This is a messenger RNA of Cryptococcus wingfieldii CBS 7118, 3312 nucleotides long. RefSeq lists its product as hypothetical. The record is from RefSeq and is a predicted model, not a curated record. The coding region runs from base 1 to 3312 and encodes 1103 amino acids. The transcript has 10 exons. Lineage: Eukaryota; Fungi; Basidiomycota; Tremellomycetes; Tremellales; Cryptococcaceae.
AUGGUCGAUAAUCCUCAAGUCACCCCGCCCGAGAUACGGCAGAGCAUCUACCGCAAAGCUGUCGUCGAGCUGCACAACAAAAUUGGCGUGGAUUACGUCGAUUGGAUGGAGGAUACUGCUGCAAGCGUAUUCGAGACAUUCACCGAGAUCGAUACUACCACUUAUCCCGAGACGUUCGGCCCUCGAGACGAGGACCCUCUGGUACACUUCAAUGAGUGGCUGGCCAACCUCCCUCGGCCUGCCUACGACCCUUACAGUCAUUAUGAGAGCAGGGCGGAAGAAGAAGGUGCAAAUGGGAGGAUGAAAGAUCCGUUUAUCAACGCGGUCAUGAAGAGGCACAAGGAAGCGAAGUCCAGUAGCCCGGCGCAGGUGUCUUUCAAGCCUAUCGGUGAGUAUCUCUGUACAGUGUUGACUCUUUCUGUAACGACCUCAGAUGAUCCGUGGCCCGAAUACCUUCAUCCUCGAGAGGUCCUCAUGACAGCAAAGAUGAUGGAAGAGACUCUUACCAUUGGCAAUGGAGAUGACGGCUUGCCUGAGAAUUACGAGGUGUUGGGUGACAAGGGUUUUCAUAUCUUGGGUAUCCUCAGAAACCCGCAGAUCAAACCAAGGCAGGCAAAUGCCGAGGAAGUCUUGAAUCUGCGACCGGACUGGUCCGACGAGGAGCUUCAUAUUGCAAGCGAGAAGGUCAAAGACGUGAACACCAAGAUCAAGGCGUAUAACAAGACCAUCAGCGGGGCCGUCUCUGGCAACCCUAUCUGGGGUAAAUGGGAAGAAGAGUCGGAAUUGCUGUUGAAUAGUGUACCUUUGCCACUCUCCCCACCCCUCUUUCCUCUCAAAGAAGCCGUGGCAGACUUGCCUCAGCUUCCCGAAACAUUCAAGGAUUUGGAAGGAACUGUAGGGGAGGCGAGUCAUAGUAGGUUGAGGCUAUCGGGGAGCCGAGCUAUGACGGGUCGAGGAUUGGGACCACGAUGGGCUACGGACAAUGACAGCCAAGAAUUUCUCGAACAGGUGAUGAGCUCAAACAAUUUAGACAAGUUUGAUGGGGUACCAUUUGCGCCCUUGACUCCUAAAAGUGUCGAUAAGCAUUCACGUCUCCAACCCAUACAGUCUCAAGCUACAUUUUUGCCACCGUCUCCUCCCCCGACUCACAGCAGAAACAAGCGGAUGCCUUGGGAAGAAAACCCUCGCAUCGAACCGCCUUUGAUGCCCGCACGCUUCGACCUGCCGUCUUCAAACUCGCAUCACAUCGAUCAACUGUUUACUCCCGUCAGAAAUUCGUCACCUCCUCUUCCGCCCGUGACUGUGGAAGGAAGAACAGACAUCGCCACUCCCAGUCUCUCUGGCGUGGCCGAGCAGAUGGAAGAUUCUUGCGUUCAGCCGAUCAACAAAGUUCUCCGAGACAUCCUCUCUACCACCCAGUUGGACACUCACAAAGAACGAGAGGGGUAUGGUACAGCGGAAGAGACUGCAUUUGCUCAUGCUACCAGCGAAGAGCUCGACACCACCAAAACGAACCAUAUAGGGAUACCGAAUAUAACGGAGGAGGCCUAUUCAGAUCCCAGAAACAAUCUUCCCAUGUCAUACUCCGGUUUGGCCGACAGUCUGGCGGGAGGUGUCGAGACAGAUAGGAUGCUUUUCGUCAAGUACCCUGGGGUCAGCACUGCUUUGGCGAGCGAGCUUGACUGGGAUCCCUAUCGAUCACAUCAUCACUCCCCUGUCCGUCAUGAUCAUGCAGCAAACGUUUCUGCCUUGCCAGACCCCCCAGCCAGCCAACUCCGACAUUCGUCCGGUCACCUACCUGGUCCCGUACAUCAUCCAGCUGAUGCCGCCAUUCGAAGUCUUGUCGAGAGACCAAUGAAGAAGAUGACGCCAGUCAAGCCGCGGUGGAUGACAAUACAAGACGCUGAAAGGGAGGAAGCGCUCAAGUCUUCCAACAAGAAGAGCUUGACUUCUUCGGCUCUUUCAGAGACUACCACUCUACCCGCGACCUAUACACCUUCUCCAGCCGCCAAAGGGAAGACAAACAAGAGGAAAAAAGGUCAGGUGAUUCCAGGUGACGUGGGGGAUAUGCCCGAAGACGAUGGACUGGUUGAUGCGGAGAUCGUGACCAUCACACCUACUCCAAAAAGCACGAAAGAGGCGGUCGGUGACUCGAGGAAGAAGAGAAAGGCUGCUGAGAGCCUAAAAGCUCCCUCAAAUCCGACUCUAGACGACAUCCUCAUGUCAAUUGUUCCCCCGCCUCAAACUCAAGAAUCGAACCGUGAAAGAACAGGUCACUCAAAGGAGCUUUCAACAGUCACUCUGACUCGUCCCACAAACGCUGAUCCCUCGACUUUGAGCGGCUUCCUGCAUCUGCAGAACCUUGGUCAUUUGGCUGGACAGGAUGCGGAAGUGGCCUGCAAACAAGCGGUCGGGCAAGAUUUGUCUGCGAUAUUCGAAGAAGACGAGGAAGGAGAACCCGUGAAUUGGAGGGCUGAUCCCGCAAUUCAGAACCCAUCAUGGUAUGACCGUGCUUCCCAGGGGAAUGUCCAGCCUUACGCCAAUCCGAUGCCUGUCAUCGCCAAGGUAGAUCUCUUCAAGAACAGGCCUCUCAUCAAGGCUUUGGAGAGCCAAAACUUUUAUCUCUUUGACAAUCGCGACUUGCAAGGUGCUGAUCUGGUCAUCUCACCUGUGACGGCUGUUAUCUUCCGCUCGCUUCAAACCUUGCCUGAUGUCCAUGUCCAACUACUCGAGCAGCUGAAAGAAGCAGCAAGCUUCUAUCACCAUGUCAUCCUCGUUUUCGAGACCAUCUCUUUUGUCAUCGCCGACAAGCACGAAGACGCUGGGAAGUGUGCCAAUCCUCUCGGUGUCGAGAUCAUCCAUGCCCUUGGAUCACUCAAGAGAGGGCAGAAGGCGGCUUGGCAAGGGGACGCUGACAUCAUCGGUAAGGUAGAGUUUGUCUUUGCCUGUGAAGGUGCCAAUGAAGUGGUAAGGGGUGUCAUGGGAGCGCUGGAAUCAGACGAGGCGAUGUUGAAAGACAGGAUGGGGGAGGAGGAGUACCAACGCUACGGUGGGCGAAGAUGGAUGCAGUCUGAACCUGUCCCUGAUCAUGAGGCUACAUUGAUUGACACGUUCGGUGUCAAUACAUUCAACGCCAGGUUUGCCACUGUCAGACAUGGUGGCGCCGAACGACUUGCUUACGAUAUGUCCGCUGAAGAGCGGCUGCUACUGUUGGGUCCUGUCUGGGGUGAAGAUGUUGUGAUAAGAUUCAACGAUGUCCUCAAAAGUACGCGUUCUGACGAGGGCGGGGAGAUGGCCGGCCAGGACAAUUAG